GCUUCGAGCCGAAAACAACGACCUACGCACAUGUAACGCUCAGUUAACUGAUCAAAUGAAGAGCCUACAACAGAAAGCUGAUGCAUCUGAAGAUGAAUUAGAAAGCCUAAAGCAAUAUAUCCGAAGAGAUAUGCUAGAAAUUCACGGUAUUCCUGUCACUGAGGGCGAAAAUACGAACGAUAUUAUUUUAAACAUUGCUAAGCUCGCUGAUCAUACAUCCGCACUGAAGCAAGACGACAUCUCAAUCAGUCACCGUUUACCCUCCCGCCAAGGUCAAAUCCCAGCUAUUAUAGUUAAAUUUGUCCGAAGAGACACCAGAGAUAAAGUUUACAAAUUGAGGCGUAACCUGUUUACGAAAACCUCAGCUGACCUCGGUUUCCCUGAAGAAUCUCGUAUUUAUAUCAACGAAAGCCUGACGCAGAAAGGUAGAGACUUGUUAUGGGCAGUCAAAGAGUAUAAACGGGAGAAUCACUAUAAAUAUGUCUGGACGAAAUUUGGUAAAGUUUUCCUUAAGAAAGAUGCCACUCCUUCUUCACAAGUAUUCUCCUUCACGUCAAAAAAAAACUUUGAUCAAUUCAAAGCUGGACUCAGUUCUCAUCGAUGACAACAUCACUUAUGG
Messenger RNA from Dendronephthya gigantea, 619 nucleotides. RefSeq lists its product as uncharacterized. Lineage: Eukaryota; Metazoa; Cnidaria; Anthozoa; Malacalcyonacea; Nephtheidae. The transcript has a single exon. The record is from RefSeq and is a predicted model, not a curated record. The coding region runs from base 56 to 604 and encodes 182 amino acids.